AUGAACAACAACCAUACAAACAGCAAGGUUUAUUCACAGCAAAGAGCAGUGCUAAAACCAAUGAAAAACGUGGCCAUAUUUGAAGAGGAAGAGCUGGAGGAAGACGAUACGGAUGCAGAGCUGGAGGAGGAGACCUUCAUGGAUGACAGCAGCAGUAGUUAUAGCGGGACAAUGGCAGCUAUAGCACAUGAUUCGAGAAAUGAAUCCAUGUUGUUGGCACAGUUCCUGUCCACCACCGGCCCUGAGGAAUAUGAAAAGCAAGACACCAAGAAGCAACAGCAGCUUAAAAGAGCAUCUCGUCUGCUAAAAAGAUUGCGUAAAAGACCUACAAUGCCCGUGCUCAGGUCUGCAACUGGUGGUGCAGCAGCAGCAGCAGCAGCACUCCCUACCAGCAACAACGCUACAACAUUGCAAACUCAAGUAGAAAAAAAGAUGAAUUAUAUUCCUCUGCCGGUAUACGAUUAUUAUCCUGCUGAUACACCUCAACAGCCCAAGAAGGAAUCCAGCAAAAAGUCAAAUACAGCCAGUACGUCCACCAAUACAACCAGUACGUCCACCAAUACAACUUCUCGUCAUCAAGCGAGCAAGGCAAAGAAGCAACAGCAGCAAGUAAAUAACGCAUUGAGGGAUUCUGGCAUCUACAGCGAAACAAAUUCUGAAAAGGAUUCAUUUAUAACAUCUACAACAACAGCAUAUGGGCCGCUCCCCCCUUUACCACCAUUCACAACUGUCAUGAGCGAGCUGCAAUUUCCACACCCACCUUAUGCAUUUAAAACAUCACCUAAUAAUUACCAACAGCAGCAACAAAACAACCCGCGUCGCCCUGCACCACUGCCACCUGCAUUGGCAUCUGCUGCCAUCGCAACUGCAACGUCCGUGUGCUCUUCUGAUGGUGGUACAAGCACCAGCGCGCAUAUUCGCUCUGUGCCUGAAGCAGCUUUGAAAAGGAGGUCAGUCAGACUUCGACAUGUUCAAGUGCAAACUACAAACGAAGUUGACGACGAAACUGACAAGCAAGCGUCUUUUGGUUCCAGUACAGGCACUUCAGCAGAUAAGCAAGCCUGUCCUCACUGCCGCCAACCCAUCACAGCUGCUACAGGCAAUCGUCUUCGACGUCCUUCAUGUCCACCUGCUCUAUCAUCAGGACCUGCUCUUGUUACCAUAAAGGAUACGGAAGAUGCUAAAGUCUUGCUCGCUAUGAUUAUGAAGCUAAAGUCUCAACUGGAAGAAGAGAAACAAUGCCGUCUCAAAUUGGAAAAGGCUAUUCAUCAACGUCAAUCGGAUGAUCGAAAGGAGCAACUGGCCAAAGAGAGAGACAGAUGGGCUGGUGAUUGUCUUUGGCUGAACGAUCGUAUUGCCUUACUACCAGAGUAA
Messenger RNA from Mucor velutinosus, 1374 nucleotides. RefSeq lists its product as uncharacterized. The coding region runs from base 1 to 1374 and encodes 457 amino acids. Lineage: Eukaryota; Fungi; Mucoromycota; Mucoromycetes; Mucorales; Mucoraceae. The transcript has a single exon. The record is from RefSeq and is a predicted model, not a curated record.